Messenger RNA from Coniophora puteana RWD-64-598 SS2, 516 nucleotides. RefSeq lists its product as uncharacterized. The transcript is spliced from 5 exons. The record is from RefSeq and is a predicted model, not a curated record. NCBI's taxonomy places the organism in Eukaryota, Fungi, Basidiomycota, Agaricomycetes, Boletales, Coniophoraceae. The coding region runs from base 1 to 516 and encodes 171 amino acids.
AUGUCUUCAUCGUCUUCGACAACAGACAGCAAGCGCUGGACAGCUUUUCAUUCGGCCCUGCAGUGCUUCUCAGUAUGGUGCAGCGAGGAUCCAGAGGGCGCGCAGGCAGUGUUCAACGCCGUCUCACGGCAUAUGGGGUCCCAAGUCACCACUAGCUGCGAAACCCUCUUCUCUGAGCAGCACGCGCGCGAGGGCGUCAACAUCCUCCAUGUCGUCGUCACCGAAGCCCAUGUACGCAAGAAGCAAGGCGAGACCGAUUGCCUCGACAUCUGGUGUGAGAGCCUCGACCCGCACAUCGCGGAAAAUCUAGCAAUCAGCCGACAGAUAAAGGAGGACGAUGCAACGGCGCAGGAGGCAGAGGAGGAGGCGAACGAGCUGCUUGAUCUCCUUAGACCAUCGCGGAAGUGCGGGUUUGGGUUCGACGUGUACGAAAAGUGGAGCAAACUCCCGCAGGACGAUAUCAGUCUCUGGACGCUACAACCCGCAGAAGCGUUGGAUGCAACAGAGACGCCAUAA